AUGACCUCGCUGACCCAGCGCAGCUCGGGGCUGGUGCAGCGGCGCACCGAGGCGUCGCGCCAGGCCGACAAGGAGCGCGCGGCGGGCGGCGGCGGCGGCGGCGGCGAGGACGACGCGCAGGGCCGCCGCGACGAGCAGGACGACGACGACAAGGGCGACUCCAAGGAAACGCGCCUCACGCUCAUGGAGGAGGUGCUGCUGCUCGGCCUCAAGGACCGCGAGGGUUACACAUCAUUUUGGAAUGACUGUAUAUCAUCUGGAUUACGUGGCUGUAUGUUAAUUGAAUUAGCAUUGAGAGGAAGGUUACAACUAGAGGCUUGUGGAAUGAGACGUAAAAGUCUAUUAACAAGAAAGGUGAUCUGUAAGUCAGAUGCUCCAACAGGAGAUGUUCUUCUUGAUGAAGCUCUGAAGCAUGUUAAGGAGACUCAGCCUCCAGAAACGGUCCAGAAUUGGAUUGAAUUACUAAGUGGUGAGACGUGGAAUCCAUUAAAAUUACAUUAUCAACUAAGAAACGUAAGGGAACGGUUAGCGAAAAACCUAGUGGAGAAGGGUGUCUUGACCACAGAGAAACAGAACUUCCUCCUGUUCGACAUGACAACCCAUCCUCUCACCAACAACAAUAUCAAACAGCGUCUCAUCAAGAAGGUCCAGGAAGCUGUUCUCGACAAAUGGGUGAACGACCCUCACCGCAUGGACAAGCGCCUGCUGGCUCUCAUCUACUUAGCCCACGCCUCUGAUGUUCUAGAGAAUGCUUUUGCUCCUCUUUUGGACGAGCAGUAUGACUUAGCCACCAAGAGAGUCCGGCAGCUUCUCGACUUAGACCCUGAGGUGGAAUGUCUGAAGGCCAACACCAGCGAGGUUCUGUGGGCGGUGGUGGCCGCAUUCACCAAGUAACUCAGCUCAGAACGCAGCAUUCUCCUCUCAUGUAAACCGUAGUUCUUAUUUUCUUUUCCUGUUGACUUCUGGUUUUCUGCAGAUUGUACUUUCCAUUCUAUAAUUGGCUUUUCUGUUAAAUUGGUGGGUGGCUCUUUCUUUUUGUAUGUUAUGCAGGAUUCUGCUGGUACGAAAGGCCUUCCUCUUUCCGUCUCAAAAAAGUUAGACUGCCAUAUUGGCAUUUCAUUCCUUGUUGCUAUUCUCAUUGUCACAUGUUUUGGGUUGCUGGUGUGCUUUGACUUUCGAAGUGCCUCCAGUCUCCCCACCAUGCCUUUGGUCAGCUUGAGUUUUUCCCCGUGUACGUAUACAUCCCACAUUCUGCCUACAGUUCAGACAGAAGUCACAAAAAGGCCUUUAACUCACCAAAGGUAAAUAUCUGUAUCUAUUAGGAUAUUUUAUACAUAGACCUCAGUUGAGAUGUGUACGUAGCAAAAUUAUUUUUAAAUUGAGACAGCACAGUAAGUAUAGAAAAUGCCCCUGGAUUUUGCUUCCCAUGUAAAUCUAUUGUAUUAAUUACAUUUGCUAUAAUUUAAUAAUUCAAUCAUAAAGGUCCAAUUGUUUCACAAAGCCAGUUUGGAAUGAGCUGCAUUCCAGUGAUGCUGUACAUAAUUUGAAUUAUAUAGAAUUGUCCUUUUUCUGGCCACUCCUGCCUCUGUCUUCUAUUUCUAAAGUUUAAUUAGUUGUUCACCUGUGCCCCUCAUUUGCUUCAGUCAUUUUUGAUGACAAAACAGACCUCAUCAUUGACGGAGAGAGACUGGAUGUGUGAUUAGUCCCAAGAGAUUUUGAGCUGUGCCAUUGAUGAUACUUUGACUAUGCAUCUCCUGUUCAGAAUUUCUUUUUCUUUUUUGGGUCUUCCUGUUGUAUCACUUCCGUAGGGAAAAGACUUGUGACCAGUACUAAUCUUGAGUACAGUUUUUUAUUUUUCUGUCUCCAUGAAUAAAUUAAUGCCUACACUUAAAUGUUUAUCUACUUACAAUUUCUGGGGAAAGAAAAUCCAAUGUCAGUUCUAGCAGAUGUUGCAUGUAAUUUGUUUGCAGGUAAUGAUCACAACUCAGAUGAUUAAGAAUUUGUAAGAGAAAGCUCUGCUUUGUUUUAAUUUUUAUAUAUAAUUAUGAUAAUUAGCACACCACAAGACUAUACCUUUGCUUUUAAAAGUUUAUUUUUACUAUGUCUUUAUCACAGUUUAUCAUAUCAUCAUUGGUUUCAUAAUGUAAAUACUAUAUAUUGAACAAAUUAAAUGUCAAAUUUUUUAUUACAUAGUUCAUGUUAAUAGUGGGGCUUUCAGGUGUUUGGAGAGUUCUUUGGUUAGUUUAUGUUGCAAAAGUACUAGAUAGUGUAUAACUCUAAAGUUGAAUUUUAAGGGAUUCCCUAAUAUGUAUACUAUCUUUUUAUCUGAAGUAAUAAAAUAAACUAUGAUCUUGAAA
This is a messenger RNA of Suncus etruscus (white-toothed pygmy shrew), 2357 nucleotides long. It is a transcript of the gene GOLPH3, whose product is annotated as golgi phosphoprotein 3. Gene Ontology annotation, molecular function: phosphatidylinositol-4-phosphate binding. The record is from RefSeq and is a predicted model, not a curated record. Gene Ontology annotation, cellular component: cytosol; Golgi cisterna; trans-Golgi network. The transcript has 4 exons. NCBI's taxonomy places the organism in Eukaryota, Metazoa, Chordata, Mammalia, Eulipotyphla, Soricidae. The coding region runs from base 1 to 894 and encodes 297 amino acids. Gene Ontology annotation, biological process: Golgi to plasma membrane protein transport; retrograde vesicle-mediated transport, Golgi to endoplasmic reticulum; Golgi organization.